CUGCUGUAGCUCCCUCGCUCCUCUGCUAGCUCUUUAUGGCGCGUCCCACUCUUCUUUCGUGGCCCUGGCUAUCUUCAUGUGCAUUGCUGGUGAUCCCCAUGGCGAGAGAGACAUCGGGCUGGCUCAUCCGACCCACUCGUUCUUCAGGAAGACCACGGCCGUUGUUUACAUGCGGGCGGUGUCGGGGUGUUCAACUUGGUGCACCGCCGGCGCGUAGAUCAGCUCUCGCGCGAGUCCGACCACGGCGAAGCAUGGGGUACGUCGUCGCCCUCGACGCCACCAGCAACAGCGGUACCGGCGAAAGUGCCGCGGAAGGUGGCGGCGGCGGCGGCGGCGGGAAAGCAGCGGCACCAGCGCCGGUGCCGCAGCACCUCAAGCAACAGAAGGAAAAGCAGCAGCGGGUGAAGGCAGCGGAGGACAGCGACGUCCCCAUCUUGUACAUCAAGGGCCUCAAGGAAGGCGGCGGGGUGGGGCUUUGGGGAAGCGAAGACGACGACGAAGUCGACGACGACAACGACAACCCCUCUCCAGCGAGAGGGGGGGGCAACGCCGCGAUGAUGGCCCGCGCGCUGCGGAACGCGGAGCGAGAGAUCGAAGGCGGCGGAGACUACGAGGAGGGGGUCGAGGAGGAGGGGGAGGUGGGGGGCAACCAGGAAGCGGCUGUGAACCAGAUGCCGGUAUGGGAGAAGGUCCAGGCGGCGCUGGGCCUGGGCGUGUGGAGCUACGUGGGUCUCGGGCUGGCGGUGUUCAUCAUCGUCCUGAACAACGUCCUGGGGGUCGGGUGGGCGACGAAGAUUAUCAACCCGGAGUACGAGCCGGACAGCGUGCUCGAGGUGCAGCAGCAGGGACGCCAGAUCCAGUACAUGCCGUUGGAUGACGCCAGCAAUCUCCUCUCGGACUGAUGCAACCAUGGGUUGCGUUGCGUUGACCACCUCCUGCUGUAGGUCUUGACAUCGGCGGGCCGGUCAAAGAGACGAAACAUGCACAGGAGCACGGUAGAAGAAACGUGUUGUGUCCACACAAAAGCAGCGCGUGUAAAGGAAGAGGCGGUAUGUAACGUGCUUGAAAGGUGGAUGGCUGUGUCAAUGGUAGACGGCGGACUAGGCAGCGAGGGAACCGGCGGGGUGAAUGUUGGUUUGUUGGUGAGAACAGCGGCCGUCCCGAUCAGAAAUCAGUAGAGGUUCGCGGGGGCAGAAGGACAUCGCGAAACUAUCGAAACGCAUGCCCUGCCAACCCGCUAGUUUUCAGGUUGCAGCAGGCGGAUAAAAUAUUUUCGCAUCAUGCGCAGGUGGAUGAACAGCGUCUUGAGGCGAAAGUCUCUACGAAGAUCACCAGGGGGUAGAUGGUCUAUCGACCGCAUGAAGAUGCGGGUGUUGGAAGCACAG
Molecule: messenger RNA, 1385 nt
Organism: Ectocarpus sp. CCAP 1310/34
Lineage: Eukaryota; Phaeophyceae; Ectocarpales; Ectocarpaceae
Source: the annotation of a GenBank genome assembly